AUGUCUACUGCAUCUCGAACAAAAGAUCCUCUUCUCCAGGGACUGGCCCGCUUGGGUGCUGCAUUGCUCGUUGAAGCCUCGCAACUACUAACCAAAGUUUGUCCAAAACAUCACCCUGGAAACCAGAACGGAGCAGCGGACGCACUCAGUCGACCACAACUUCAAGGAAAAGACCACGAGAAUUCGUUGGCCUUCGUUAUCGCGGAAUGGUCCCAACUACAGACCUGUUGCAUUUGCCUUCUGCCUUUCAAAUUGCUGUCCAAGACUGCAUCGACGCUGAAAGAACCGCCGACAGGGGAUCAAAAUGAACUUUCCGAGCACGAUUUACAGAAGUUAGAUGAUGCUGGUUGCAUUCUCGUUCUUGGCACUUAUCUUCGUGAUGUAAAACGGGGUGACAACAAACAAAAGAAAGCAGACUUGAUGGCAGAUACACUUCGUGCAUAUUUGUCUACAGCUCACAAAUACUUGCAACAUCGCCUAGGCCGAUCUAUCAAUGUUAUGGAUCCAGCAUAUGGUGGUAAACAGAAUCGAUAUCAUCCAUUUCUCUACCAACAGAUCCAUGAUCGUGGUUGUUGGCAACAAAAGCAUGAACGAUACGAACCAUUCACAAUGGAAAUGUUUCUUGCAUUGCAAAGAUGGCUUGCUGGUGAACCAGAUCCAACCGUAACCUUCCUUGGAAAGACACAUUCUGUCUAUGAUUGGACCCGUCUCGGUAUCUUCACUGGCUUUCGGGCUAGCGAAUAUUCUCAAGGCGACUUGGGUCGUGGAAAAUUAUUCAACAAGAUUCCAGACCAACAUGACGUUCCCAAACAGUUCCGAGGCAUGCCUCUUGCAAUGAUGGCUCAGGACUUUCGCUUCUUUGACAAGCACUAUGUGUUAAUCCCACACAAACAUUUGAUCACACGGUAUAAACGUGGUGAUGUUGUGUGGCUUGAACUUCGAUGGAAAUAUGAUAAGAGCUCUUUCAACUUUGUGAAGAAACGCUUCAAAAUCACAGGCCAUCCUAUCUACUGUCCCGUGGAUGCCGCUGUCUGCAUCAUUCAUCGGUCGACUCUUCUUGGUGUUCCCACCGCCUAUCCUGUUGGCGUUUGGGGUUCCAACACCUCAUCUUAUCGCUUCUUGAAAUCUAGGGAGGUUUCUGAGGUGAUGCGCGGUUCGGUUGAUAUGGCAUAUCCCGACCCAAACCACUAUUUGCGGAUUAACCGCCAUCUUAUUGUUCCUCAUUCCAACCGUGUCACCGCCGCAGUGUGCUUACAAAAAGGUGGAGCCAAUAAUGACGAAAUCGCGUUCCGAUUACGCUGGCUUCCGAGCUCUGUGCCCACCUACCUUCGCGACUGCUUCCAAUCUAUUGGUGACACGCUUGAGCGAACAAUUCAAGGAGCGCUGAAGUUGACAUUUUCUUCUUCUUCUUCUUCUUCUUAG
Messenger RNA from Cylindrotheca closterium, 1422 nucleotides. The record is from the annotation of a GenBank genome assembly. NCBI's taxonomy places the organism in Eukaryota, Bacillariophyta, Bacillariophyceae, Bacillariales, Bacillariaceae.